UGCGGAGAAUGAGAAACCUUUGGACAGGGAGAGGAGCCAGAUAAUAAACCCCAAUGAUUAAAGAUUGAGACCCGCGGAGAGAAACAUGUCGGUGGCCUUUGCAUCUGCCCGUCCUAGAGGCAAAGGGGAGGUCACUCAGCAAACUAUCCAGAAGAUGCUAGAUGAAAACCAUCACCUAAUUCAGUGUAUUAUGGACUACCAGAGUAAGGGGAAGACUGCAGAAUGUACUCAAUACCAACAAAUACUACACAGAAAUUUGGUUUACUUGGCAACAAUAGCAGAUUCUAACCAGAACAUGCAGUCUUUGCUUCCUGCUCCACCAACGCAAAACAUGAAUCUUGGGCCAGGAGGAAUGCCUCAGAGUGGAUCUAACCAAUCUAUCCAUUCCCAGAGCAAUCUCAGUGAUGCCAUUGGAACAGGCCUCCCACCUUCCUCUCUUAUGCAGAGUCAGAUUAGCAAUGGUCCUAAUCAUGUGUCCAUGCAGCAGUCAGGGCAAAACACAAUGCCAACGACUUCUAUGAGCAUGACAGUCAGCAGCCAUGGCACAGGGCCAGGGUAUAGCCAUACUGUGCCUGCUUCUCAAAAUGUACCAAUGCAGGGCCAAGGAUCCAUAGGGAAUUAUGUAUCUAGAACCAAUAUCAACAUGCAGUCUAACCCAGUCUCCAUGAUGCACCAGCAAGCGGCAACAUCCCAUUAUAACUCUGCACAAGGUGGAAGCCAGCAUUACCAAGGACAGUCCUCUAUUGCAAUGAUGAGUCAAAGCAACCAAGGAAGCAGCAUGAUGGGUCAACGACCAAUGGGUCCAUACCGACCCUCACAGCAAGGUUCUUCUCAGCAGUACAUGGGGCAAGAAGAGUAUUAUAGUGAGCAAUACAGCCAUGGUCAAGGAGCUUCUGAGCCAAUGAACCAGCAAUAUUAUCCAGAUGGACAUGGUGAUUAUGCAUAUCAGCAGUCAUCUUACACUGAACAGAGCUAUGACAGGUCAUUUGAGGAUUCUACCCAGCAUUACUAUGAAGGAGGAAAUUCCCAGUAUAGCCAGCAGCAAGCUGGAUAUCAGCAGGGAGCUGCCCAACAACAGACAUAUUCACAGCAGCAAUACCCAAACCAACAGAGCUACCCAGGACAGCAACAAGGAUACGGUCCUGCACAAGGAGCUUCUUCACAGUAUUCUAGCUACCAACAGGGACAGGGACAACAGUAUGGAAGCUAUAGAGCAUCUCAGACAGGACCAUCUGCCCAACAACAGAGGCCUUAUGGUUAUGAACAGGGCCAGUACGGGAAUUAUCAGCAAUAAGGGACAAGCUUCUUUGUUGGAUUCAUUUCAAUACUAUGUCUAUCUUUGGAACUCGGUGUACAGAAAGUUUUGACUACUUGUAAUAUGUCAGUUACCCCUUAGCACAAAGCAGCGUCUGUAUGUGAACAGUGUUCAUUUCAUGCCGGUUAUGAAGCAGUGCACUCUACUGGUAAAAAGACAAUGCUUUAAUGGUCUGAUAUAUUUGGUGCUGUGUAUAGUAUUGUAUGUUGCUACAGCGCAACUUUUUUUUUCUUUUAUCCUUCCUCUUCUUCCCAUUCUUGAUGUUUCUAAAUAGCUUUAGGGGUCGUUUUAUCAUCAGUUUUUUGUGCCCAGUUAUGGGAAACAUCUAGGCUAUCCUGCAAUCCAUGUAUUCAUACAAAUAGACCUUAGGUCUAAUUUCUCUGUUCAUCCUAAUGUAGGUUAGGAACUUCUGUUCAACUGAAUGCAAUGCAGCUUGUCCAUGGUUUAUGGUUGCCUCAGAAAUAUAUGCCUCUUAACUAUACUACUUUAGGGGCAGGGGCAUUCUUUGUGGUAUGUCAGUUUCCAUGCUACACAAUGAAAAAGAGAAAUAUUUCAUUUACUGGGGAUAUUUUGAAAAAUAGUUUCCAGUGCUUACUAAUUAUCCAUAUCUCAUUCUGGUUCAGUCUAUCUGAGAAAAUCUACAUUUUUGUAUUAAAAGGUAAAGAGGGAUCAUUUAUUCAAAAUCUGAAUCCAUAGAGGUGUCUUAGUGAACAAUAUAAAUCGAGGAGUAUGGUGUGAAGGGAAAGAAAAGAGAAUUCUUUGGGGAUUGGUCCAUUAGAAGUUAAUAUUGCUUUGUUCUGUUUUUAUCUAAUAAAACAUUUCUGGCAUUUGAAUUUCUAAUGUGCCAGAUCUACAUUUAUAGAUACUUUUAAAUAUUAAUGCCAAAUUUUCCUGUCAAGUGGUUAGUUGAUUCUUUGUAUGUUAUUUCUUCCAGGGUAGUUCAGAUCUUCGAGCAAAUUUUGUAGUUAUAACUGAAGAUGUAUUUCUGGGUUGUUCAUUUUGCUGUCUCCCUUAUCCUACAGGAACUUGACUUAUUUGGAAUACAGAUCAGGCAAAAAAAAGAAUAAAUAUUCCCCCUUUGGCAGUGCAUAUUGAAAAGUAAAAAUUUCUGAAGGUUUAUGGGAUGAACUGUAGUUAGUUUAGUUUCUAAGUGAAGAGAUCAUGAAAUCUGUGUAAACAAUACAGAGUAACUCAUUUUGAGCAAUUUUAUUAAAGGAAAAAUUUGAAUACAUUUCUAAUAUCAUAUAUGUUUGAGAUGUGAUCAAACUUUGCUUGGAUAACAAAAUUUAUUUAACAGAAAAAUAAAAAAGACUGGGGAAAAACAUUUCAACUAAAUACAAAUCUUUAUAGCAGAAUAAAAUACAACCUGAAGGAAAUGUCAUCUUUUUUUAUAUGUGUUAAUUCUGGUGGAGGUAGUCUUUUUUAUUAUUGUUGUUACAGGGUUUUAUAUUUUGAAAACUCAAGAGUAGAAAAAUAGAUAUAACCUAUCGAGGCAUAUACAUUUGCUUUCUUCCCUUAAAAUAACAGUGGAUUGAGAUCACAGAAUUUUAGAGGUAGAAGGAAACUUAGAGGUCACCUAAUCUAGUUCCCUUAUUUUACAAAUGGAGAAACUAAGGCCCCAAAGAAGAGAAAUAACUUGCAUUAGAUUACACAUCUAGUUAGUGGCAGAACAGGAAGUAUAAGCUAGGUCUUCUGACUAUCAGGCCAGUGUUUUUACUCUUGUUACUUCACUGCCUCUCAACCAACCAACAAAUACAAUGUCAAUUGAUAAAAUCAAUCAACAAAUAAUAUUUGAUUGCUUGGAACCAUGUCAUGAAAUAAGGAAAGGAUUACUUUUUUUCUGUCCCAAAUCUCAUAUCCUUGGCAAAUCUAGGGGCAAAAAAUAGUAGAGUUCUUAAAAGGCCACACUCUCAUAGCCUCUUUUCAUUAUACUCGCCAGCUUUUCCAGUAGUACCUCCAGUUCUCCAUUGUGUUAACUCUGCAGUUUAGGGAAUAUGCAGUUGUAUACAACUUAAAUUCGGUACAAGUUGAGGUAAUUUGUAGGUAUAGACUAUUUAUAACAAAGAGAUAUCAUCAGCUUUGAGAACUCAAAUCUUAAGAUAUUGGUUUACUCAGUUUAUUUCAUCACUCCUCUGGGGAUAACAUAUUAGCAGAUCAAGUUUAAAAGUACUUAGUUUUUUAGUAUCAUAUGACUUAGAGCUGGAAGGGACUCCAGAUCUGGUUUUCUUCCUCCUAUACUAUGCUUGCAGUCAUUACAGCCCAUAGCUGCUUCACAAUACUGGGAGAUCCUUUUGGGUUUGUGACAAAAGCCAGUACCUUGGAUCUUUUUUCAGCCAUACUUAUCUAUCUUAGCUGCCAUUCCCUAUCCCUUCCAUAUUACUUUUAAAGGCUUUCUACCACUGUACCCAUUUCCUUCAUGCUCAUUAAAUCUCAGAAAGGUAACAGGUCCCAGAGAUUAACCUCUAUCCAAAGCUGGGAACUUCUUUUCAACCUCCUUGUCAGAUAGUUAUCUGAUACCUACCUGAAUACCUCUUGUGAUUGGGAACUCAUCACCUCAGAUUUCAACCUAUUUCUAUUUUUAGUCAACUCUAUUUUCUAGAAAGCUGUUUCUUUAUAGGUUUCUUUUCGUUUGCUUUAACAGUAUUUGUAUUAAAUCUUACUUGAACUCUACCAUUGCCGAAUUAACCAUUCUUAAUUGCUAAAAAUGAUAUGAACAAUUGAAUUUAAGGAAUCUGUCCUUUGUAGUUUUGUCUUUUCUUUCCCUUCAUUACAAUCUAAUACAACUAAUUUGGAAAUUCAGUUGAGAAAUUAGAAAAUUCCCAUCGAAAAUAUUUAAAGAUUUAGAUAGCAAAAAUGAUUAAAUUUAUUUUGUUCCUUGCCAACAUGGAAAUAUGCCUCUUAUGUAUGUUUUUAAGUGCUGAAAUAAUACUUUUGAAAGAAAAGGACAUUUAAAAAACAUAUUACCACUACUGUACCAAUCUGAAAUGUCUUACAUUAAGAAUUUCUUGAAUGUUGUGUAUAUAUUUAAAAGAGCACUUUGGAAAAUAGUUUGUACAUUUAUUUCCUAAUUUAUACAUGAUUUUUGGUGUUAAUAUUUCUAACUAUUAAUAACAAAAUGUUUAUUUAAUGUGUUGUCCAUUUUUAUGUAUUUUUGUGGGAAGGAAAAGUAAUGCCAGCAAUUCUGACUUUUUCAUCAAUUGUAUCACAACUUCUGUAAUAUUGAAUGUUUUAAAAAGGCUUAGGCUAAAAUGACUUGAUCGUGGAGUGUAUUGAUGGUACUUUUUUAAUAAACCAAUGAAAGACUUGAUUAAAGACCAGUGAAGAAGCAGUUAGGGACUUUGGGAAAUGGAUGCACGUACUCACCCCUUAUUGUCUGACAUAUCAUAAUGCAUUUGAGAAAUGGCGGUGACAGUUUUCAGAAUUGUUGAAAAAAAUGAUACUGGUAUGCAAAGGUCAUCAUGCAUCAUAGUUUUGUGUUGAUCAGUGUCUUUUGAUGAUAUAACUUUAGAGUACCACAAAUUAUACUAGGAACUCAUUUCAAAAGCCAUUGUUAAAGGUAUCAUGGUGGAAAAAGGCUUUCUCGAAAUUCAAAGGAAGCCUUAAUAUGUCUAUAUGGAUGGAGACUAAGUGAACCUCUGAUUUUGUCAGAUAUUUUAUAGAGACGAGUCUAUAGCAUCCAUUCAUUAUUGUAAAAAGAAGAAAAGUGUUUUCAUUUUCAUUUUAAAAUUUAUAGCCAUUACGACAUUCCUGUUUAUUGAACAAAUUGGUUUAGUCUCUGUCAAUUGUGGAUACAGUACAUUUUUCAACAAUCAUUUUGAUUGUUAGUUUUUUUCCCCGUCAGAUUUGAGUUUGGUGUAUAAAUGGAGUUUAUGCUUUUGAUGUAACCUAUUAAUAAACUGGUUCUUCUAAAAAUCA
Messenger RNA from Dromiciops gliroides (monito del monte), 5230 nucleotides. RefSeq names its product SS18L1 subunit of BAF chromatin remodeling complex (gene SS18L1). Bases 86 to 1294 code for a protein of 402 amino acids. Gene Ontology annotation, molecular function: transcription coactivator activity. NCBI's taxonomy places the organism in Eukaryota, Metazoa, Chordata, Mammalia, Microbiotheria, Microbiotheriidae. The transcript is spliced from 11 exons. Gene Ontology annotation, biological process: positive regulation of transcription by RNA polymerase II; positive regulation of dendrite morphogenesis. The record is from RefSeq and is a predicted model, not a curated record. Gene Ontology annotation, cellular component: nucleus.